This is a messenger RNA of Cutaneotrichosporon oleaginosum, 360 nucleotides long. RefSeq lists its product as uncharacterized. The record is from RefSeq and is a predicted model, not a curated record. Lineage: Eukaryota; Fungi; Basidiomycota; Tremellomycetes; Trichosporonales; Trichosporonaceae.
CUUCCGACAGAGCACCUCUACAACCUAUUUAUAAGGCUCUAACCUAAUGUCGACCUCAUUCCGUAACGAUGUCUUGCUUUGCACACAAAGGCCCUCGCCCCGUCGUUACGGAUUUUACAGUGAGCACGACGUCGAAGAAAUGACACACGAUGACUCCAAGAUGUUAUACUCGCGCCACUGCUUCAAGAUGGACACAAGGAUCGGCACAUAUGCCUACGGUGCAAUGAUAUGGGUAUACUCUUCUUCGUCUCCGAUGUACGCCUUCAGCUCCUCGUAAGACGCGUACGCUAUUCCAGACUCGACGCGUUGUGCAUCGUCAUCUGCCAGAGCGCGGACCCACCAUCGGAAACGCUCCUCGAC